AUGGGCGAGCAUAAUCUCCUUAAUCCCGGGUUUGUGGGACCUUUGGUAAACAUCCACACUGGAGACACCUUUUACUUUCCAAAUUUUAGAGCAUCCGGAGGACAACUGGCGGGGCUACCCUCUCUCUCCUACCCAAGAAGGGACAAUGUGUGUUCUCUCCCGUGGAACCCAACGGAGCCCUGCAAUGGAUAUCCUCAAUCUUACUUUGGCAGCCCGGUCCCCAUUAACCCUUCCUUCAACCGCUCGUGUGAAAUUACCCGGCCGGAGGAGGGUAAAUGCUAUUACAGCAACGGCAGCGUAAACAGAGAGAAUUGUUCUGAGGGCGCCAGUCUUAAACGCGAGGACAGGGCAAGGGACGCUUCCUCGAUAACGUCCGAGCACGCUCUUCAUAACGGGAUGGGAAACAGCGGUACCUUUUCCAAAUAUGACUACGGAACCGAGCACCUGACCCAAGACCCGCCGUCCUGUCAGUCCCUUGAAUCCGAUUCCAGUUCAUCGCUGCUGAAUGAGGGUGGCAAGACCCCUGCCAGCGACCCUCAUACAUUGGCCUCGCCAGGGAGUCACACGGGCAGUAUGGCAGCAGUCGGAGGUCCCCCGUGGUACCCGAUGCACACCCGGACCCGCAAGAAACGCAAACCAUAUUCCAAACUUCAACUUGCAGAGCUGGAAGGCGAAUUCAUGCUGAACGAAUUCAUCACAAGACAGCGACGGAGGGAGCUGUCCGACCGCCUCAAUCUCAGUGACCAACAGGUUAAAAUCUGGUUCCAGAACCGGCGAAUGAAGAAGAAACGACUGUUGCUAAGGGAACAAGCCUUGUCCUUCUUUUAG
Messenger RNA from Megalops cyprinoides (Indo-Pacific tarpon), 828 nucleotides. It is a transcript of the gene hoxc12a, whose product is annotated as homeobox C12a. The record is from RefSeq and is a predicted model, not a curated record. The coding region runs from base 1 to 828 and encodes 275 amino acids. Gene Ontology annotation, biological process: regulation of DNA-templated transcription. The transcript has 2 exons. NCBI's taxonomy places the organism in Eukaryota, Metazoa, Chordata, Actinopteri, Elopiformes, Megalopidae. Gene Ontology annotation, molecular function: sequence-specific double-stranded DNA binding; DNA-binding transcription factor activity, RNA polymerase II-specific.